GUGACAGCGGACCGACCGUGUGCGUGGCAAGAACAGGCAGCCGGACACACGCUGAGCCGACAUCAUGGCGUGCAUGAGCACUUGCUGCUGCUGCUUCACCACCUACCAGGGCAGCAUCAUAAUCGGCGUGUUGACACUGCUGCCCAACAUCGCCGGCAUUGGCAUACUGUCACACCUGCUGAACGUCUGGACGGCGGUGGAGUCGGACGUGCAUACAUGGGCACUCAACGUCACCGGCUCGCUGCAACAGAGCAGCGUCCAGAUCGCCGGCGUCUCGGACUUCGUCAACAGCGCCGCCACAGACAUGCACACCGUAUGCGUAGUGCUGCUCAUCUACUGCGUCAUCACCAGCGCGUCGUGCCUGAUGGUCAUCACAGGCACUCAUCAGGCCUCCCGCUGCAUGCUGCUGCCCUGGCUGACCGUCACGCUGCUCCGCCUAGUUGCCUGCAUCGUCGGCGUCAUUAUGUACCUGUACAUAGUCUGCAACAUCGAUGACGGCGUCGUCGUGAACCAGCUCCUCGGCUUCGGCAUCAUCGAGGUCCCGGAAAUAGUUUUCUCAUCCUACUUCUGGCUGUGUGUGUUCAGCCACUACCACCAUCUGCAGCAGCUGGAGGAGCAGGUCUACCCGAUGGGCGAGGAAGAGCCCGUGGAGGUCCUUCCACCAGUCGACAGCGACGAGAAGUUCUGAAGUUAGAAAAAAGCUGGCACGGUGACCACCAGAUCAUCCCUGCAGUAUUUUUGAAAGCCGCGAAUCUUUCCACCAAUCAUGUGGAGCGUAUUUUGAUUUUUUUACACGGGCGCGGGCGCAUAUUCUGCAUUUUAUGCCGGAGAAACAUUCUACCAAUGCACACAAACAGGAAACAUCUGAACGGCAGCGACUGAUGCAACUCAGUAGAAACUGACGUUAGCUUUAAUACACACUAUCAUCAUGCGUAUAAUUAUACUGUGACUGCCGUCGGAACGUAGUGUGGGAAUGUCUAGUAGCAUCCGACGCCGAAGAGGAUCGGGAAUUUUGAAAAGCAUGUAACGAUUUGGGUUUGAAGAGGAACCUCUUAAGCAAAGACGAUUUACAGUGCAGCAUUAGGUACUUACGUUUCGGUACCGAAUGGUGACAUCUGUGCCUAUAUAUCUCCCCGUCGUUCUGUCGACAGAUGAUGCGGUGUCCUAGAUGUACACGAUUAUGGGACCACUGUAUUUCUAUGACCUUAGAUUGGCCCUUGAUCACACCAAAUGAUGGUUUAUAACCGGCGCGUAUACCAGUAUGCUAUGAAUGGCACCGCGACCCUUUCCACACUGAGGCAAUGUAUAUGAUUGUAAUGAUAAAAGACGCUCAAUCCCGAUAUUUCUACCUCUUUAGUUCGGUUUGACCCAAUCAUUGGCUGCUCUCAACGGCGUUCAACGUUGCUAGUUUGGUUCAGGUUUGCGAGAAACGUUCCUGGCUGUUUUGAACCCGGCUCCAGCACGUUUACGUUUUUGGAAAACAAGGUCUUGUAAGGCCCUUGCCCUAAUGAUGUGAGAUAAAGGUUCCUCAGUACGGAUAAUUAAAGCACGAUAUAUUUCCUCCAGCUUUGUAUCCCCUGGAUUUUUGACAGGCACCACAUGCCUGCCCACAAUCUUUCUUACUCCUUGUUAACACGCAACACAAUAUUUGUCCCAAACACUCACGUACAAACAUUGGCAUACACUGGACUAUAAUGUGAUUACACCCAAGGCGAAGAGGUCACAGCAGCGCUUAGCUGCACGCAAUGAUACUGACCCGUGUCAAAUCAGCCUGUUAGAGAUAGUGCAUCCUCACACGUGCCGGUAAAUCAGUAAAACGUACUCGCGCAUCGUCGUGCAUGUACGACAAUCUUUAUCACCCUUGGGCUUCGCUGUUCAGAACAUUUUUGCCGCAUUUUUCCGUGAACCGCUGUUUAUGCUGCUCGCCUCUGUAAGCUUGUAUUGCAUUCGUUCUGUUUGAAAGAAUUGUUCUAAGAGCACCCGAAAUACUUCGAAGGAAGGGCUACCUUGUUUUCUUCGCUGCAAGUGGACAUAUCUUUUAGCUUGGAAUGUCACGAUAUUUGCAACAUAUGGGAAGAUUGGAUGACCAAAUAGCACGGCGCUCGUGUGAGGCCUGAUUCGGGUGGGUCUAACGCAUCGGUAUACAGUAGGUGAUGUCAUGCUCGAAAAGGCACGCACGGGCUCGCAGUUGAAAAAGUAGUGCAGUCAUGUAUAAUUUUCUCCACAGUACUUGUAUGCUGGUACUUCCAUACCGUGUAUCACGUGCGAGAAUCGUUUAUUGGGUAUAUACCUAUGAAAGAUCUGUACUUGACGUGACUCUAGCUGGGUGGAGGCACACCGGCGGUAAGCGAUUUCGAGGUCCCUUGCCUAUGUCUCCCGGGCCCGUCCCUCGGUCUCGUAACCGGCCUCGAGUACCCCUAUCUUACAUAGUUGUCGCUAGAUGUCGUUGCUCGUGGCAAACUAUGGAUUAAGCUACGCCUGAGCCGAAGGCUCUCGUGCAUUCUCAUUGACAAAGACAUUCAGCUAUUUGUGCGUAUCACACAGACAACGCAGGAAGCCGAACUGUUGACUUGGAGAGGAACACUGUGAGACGAUCAUCAGGCGGUUUCAAUAGCGUCACAAUGUCCUAUAAUUGCACAAAGCAAGUUAUCACUUGCCUCCAGUGCAACAUGACAUCAAUGCUAGCUGGCAGGAGUCUGCAAUUCUCUGGGAGGGCAUAGAGCCUAAAAAUUUGCACCCUUUUAUUGCAAUGUCCAAGCAAUCCCGAAACUCGCAAGAAUGCAAUGCAAACCACAAAGCUUACGUGCGUUGAAGCGGUGGCCACGUAUUGCAAACAUGGACCCCGAAAUUGCUUCGACCUGACCCACCCGUGGCGUCGUAAUAUUUACAUCGCAAACAUGAACCAUUUCAAUAUCACCUAUGACCUUUUCACGAAGGAUCCCGGCAUGAAGUAUCUCAAGACAUUUCAAAAAAGUUCUUAGAUGCUUAAGGAGACACAAUCUCCUCGCCUUCGCGUAAUGGUACAUAUGCACAAUUCUGAUCAAUUUCUAUCAAAUGCAAGGUCUGUUUCGAUGGCUUAGGUGUUCAGAGCGCAUACCAUCCGAUUCGCCCAUCCGUGUCCAGGUCGGUUCAGUCGCUUGCAUUUUCCACGGACUGGGAUGGCUCGCGGCCGGUGGCAGCGGCCGCCCUGAAGGUCAGAUGACGUCAGAGGGGACGGCAAGACAGACCACGCCGAAGACCGCGGCACGUUAAGCUUUCGUUGUAAAAUUCUCCUUUUGACGCGGAAGUUAACGAUCGGAUGGAGCGCGCGGGGUGGGUCAGCACUCGCGCAACAAUCCCCACUUAGCGUGGGCGUGGAUCUAAAGAAUUUAGCCGACGAAAGGGUUCGGACUUAAUCUUU
This is a messenger RNA of Pollicipes pollicipes, 3400 nucleotides long. RefSeq lists its product as uncharacterized. Bases 65 to 688 code for a protein of 207 amino acids. The record is from RefSeq and is a predicted model, not a curated record. Lineage: Eukaryota; Metazoa; Arthropoda; Thecostraca; Pollicipedomorpha; Pollicipedidae. The transcript is spliced from 5 exons.